CCUACUUCUUAAUAAGCUCUCCUCUCUUCUCCUCCUUUUUCCUUCACACACACACAUAACAAAAAUGGUGAAGUUCUCAAAGGAGCUUGAAGCUCAGCUUAUACCAGAAUGGAAGGGUGCUUUCGUCAACUACUGGCUACUCAAGAAACAAGUUAAGAAGAUCAAGCUUUCAAGAGUCCCCAAACAACCCUCAGACGCAGCCGGAGAUUUUGGUGUCUCCAUUUUCGAUCCAGUUCGCUUUGUCACCAAAAGAAUUAGUGACAUGUUGUUCAAUUUCGAUAACAAAACGGAGAUAAUUCAGGUAAUCAAUUUUGCAAUGAGAGGGGCUUUUGUAGAGCUCUACAGAGGUCUUGGUUUGCUUAAAACUUACAGCUCACUAAAUAUGGUAGCUUUUACAAAGAUCCUAAAGAAAUUCGACAAGGUAUCAAACCAGCAGGCAUCAGAAAGUUAUCUGAAAGCAGUGAAGAUAUCACAUUUCAUUAGUUCUGAUAAGGUUGUUAGACUAAUGGACGAAGUGGAGUCCAUAUUCACAAAGCACUUCGCCAGUAAUGACAAGAAAAAGGCAAUGAAGUUUUUGAGGCCACAACAAAACAAAGAUUCUCAUACGGUAACCUUUUUUGUUGGUUUGUUUACAGGUUGUUUUGUAUCAUUGUUUAGUGUUUAUGCAAUUUUAGCGCACUUGUCUGGUAUAUUCUCUCCUAGCACAGAAAGAGAUUACAUGGAAACUGUCUACCCUGUUUUCAGUGUUUUUGCCUUACUCAGCCUGCACUUGUUUAUGUAUGGGUGCAACCUAUUCAUGUGGAAGAGUACAAGAAUCAAUUACAACUUUAUAUUUGAAUUCCAACCAAGCACGGCCCUAAAGUAUCGCGACGCCUUCCUCGUAUGCACAACCUUCAUGACAACUGUGGUUGCUGCCAUGGUUGUGCACCUUAUAUUAAGGGCAAAAAACUUCUUACCUAGCCAAGUUGAUGCCAUUCCUGGAGUUUUCCUUCUGUUUGCUGUUGCACUGCUUGUAUGCCCGUUAGACAUCUUAUAUCGACCAACUCGUUACUGCUUCAUCAGAGUAAUUCGUAACAUAGUCUUCUCACCACUUUAUAAGGUUUUGAUGGUAGAUUUUUUUAUGGCUGAUCAACUUACUAGCCAGAUCCCAUUGCUGAGACACAUGGAAUCCACAGCUUGUUACUUUCUUGCUGGAAAUUUCAGAUCACACCAAUACGAAACCUGCCGAAGUGGAAGGCUAUUUAGAGAGCUGCUUUAUGUUAUCUCGUUCUUGCCAUACUACUGGCGUGCCAUGCAAUGUGCAAGACGAUGGUUUGAUGAAUGUGACGUUAACCAUUUGGCUAACAUGGGAAAAUAUGUUUCUGCCAUGGUGGCAGCCGGAUCAAGGAUUACAUAUGCUAACAACCCGCACAGCCACCUAUGGUUUUAUAUAGUAGUGAUCACCUCUGUGGUGGCUACAGUCUACCAGUUAUACUGGGACUUUGUCAUGGACUGGGGGCUUUUCGACCCCAAAUCCAAGAACUUAUGGCUAAGAGACGAACUUAUUCUGAAGAACAAAAGCAUCUACUAUGCUUCCAUUGCCUUGAAUGCGGUCCUAAGAGUUGCUUGGGUAGAAACAGUAAUGGGAUUUCAUAGAAUUCCGGAUGUUGAGUCACGAUUGCUGGACUUUCUCUUAGCUUCAUUAGAGGUUAUCCGACGAGGGCAUUGGAACUUUUACAGGUUAGAGAAUGAGCAUCUAAAUAAUGUUGGCAAGUACAGGGCAGUGAAGACAGUUCCUCUACCAUUCCAUGAGACAGAUUCUGAUGGCUGAGAUGAUCCUGUCUAAUAUGUAUAGAAACCCCGAAAUGCUGACAUGGGGAAAUUGUAAGGCGCCGCCAAGUGUAAUGAAGAAAGGCGCUUUUCAAAUGGAGUACCUUUUUCUGCUGUUCAUUUUGGCAUUUUAAUUUGGAGGUGUAUCAUAUAUUUCUGAAGACAGUUCCUUUUCGGAUUGACUACUAAAAUACUCGCAUUCAAAUAACAAUAUAGAUGAACCCCGUUACAAGAAAUGAAAAUUGGAGCAAGUGAUUUCAUUUCAA
Molecule: messenger RNA, 2075 nt
Organism: Malus domestica (apple)
Lineage: Eukaryota; Viridiplantae; Streptophyta; Magnoliopsida; Rosales; Rosaceae
Source: RefSeq, a predicted model, not a curated record